AUUUUAAUGUUUUAAAAUUAUUCGUUUUCUUACAGGGCUGUGAAAAACUAUUUACAACAAUAUUAGGAAUUAAAUAUCACGCCCCUCGCUGUCAGAAUGAUAAGAAUUUUGAAUGUCUUAUCUGUUCAAAAAUUUUCAAAUAUAAAAAAACAUCUCUCUUGGCUCAUAUGGAAAAUUAUCAUAAAUGUCUUCCUGAAAAUAAAGAGAUAGCAAAUAAGGAUAAGUGUAAAAAACAGAAAACUAGCCAGAGAUUAUAUUGGUCUUCCUCAAAAGAAAGAUUUGAUUUGCAUAUGAAAUAUGUAAUGAGAUACAAUAAAUCUGAUUCAUUUAAAGAUUGGAAACCAAAACUAAAGGCUUGGAAAUUGCUUUCAGAAAGUGCUAUUGAAAAAUACUUGCCUCUAGAGAGAAUUUCUGCUAAAAUUCGAAUAGGAACAAAUGAAGAAUCUGAGGCACAAUGGAUUCAGUUAAAAUUAUUUGAAAGUCUUCCUAUUACAAAUGAAUACUCUAAUAGAACAUUCUAUGUAGGAGGACCAAUCUGGGCUAGUGCAUGGUGUCCAACACCCAUAAACGUUACAUCUGCACAAUAUGUUGCUCUGAGCUGUUGUCGAGAUUCUAAUGAAUUUCAUAACUUCGUUCCAGAUAAAUUGCAGCCCACACUCAUACAGAUAUGGGAUGUUGGAUUGACAGAAUAUGAGAAUAAUGAUACAAAAGAAUUUAAAUCGCCAAACUUUAUCGGUAUAGCAGUUGAUCAAGGAGAAAUCUGGGACAUGGUGUGGUGUCCAAGCGGAUGCUGGGAAGAUUCAUCUCUGUAUAAAAAUACAUUGACAGAUGAAAUAUUGCCUCGACUCGGUUUAUUAGCUGUUGCUUGUAGUGAUAGCUGCAUAAGAAUUUAUAGUAUUCCCCAUCCUGAAUUUUUAAAGAAGAAUUCAUCAAAUAUUAAUAUAUAUCAAACUGAAGCUAUUGUCUUGAAGAUAUCAAAAGAGUUGUUGGGACCUCAAAGUGAACUUGGUAUUUGUACCUGUGUUGAUUGGCAAACCACAAAUGAUAAUAGAUUUAUUGCUGGUGGUUUUGCCAAUGGAAUGAUCUUUGUAUGGGAUCUGUUCACAUCAUCUCCUCUUUUAAAAUUUUCUGAAGAAAAUCGGUUGACCAUUUUUCCGCAUUUGUCUUUCUGUGGUGCUUUGACCAACAUCACAGAUCUGGCUUGGAGUCCAUCUGAGUGUGGGCACUUUCUGGCCAGUGCAUCUGCCGAAAGAACUUUGAAAAUUUGGAAUUUGGAUAAUCCUAAUUGGCCUGUGUAUGUUUAUAGACAAGGAUUAUUUCAGAGUCUGGAAUGGCAACCAAGAGGAAUAUUUUUUACUACUGAUUACUGCUAUAAAAAUUACAAUAAUUCUGCAAAUAUUUUGAACUUUGAGGACACGAAUUCAUAUUCUUUGAGUGUUCAUAACGGUUGUAUUUGGGAUAUUUCAAUUUCUGGUUGGAAAGAUAUGAUGGUCAGUUGUGACUCUUCUGGGGAACUCGUGGGAGUAAUGUUGCAUUGUUUGGAGAGAAGAAAAUCCUACCCCUGGCAUUCUCGUGUGCCAUUGUACAGGAUUGAGUUGGAGCCGUUGGAUAAAGAAGAGAGAGCUACAAAGGAGGGAAUAGUUCCAAUUACUGAUAUGGAAAUACAAUCGCCCAUUAGUGUAGAUUCUGGCAUUCAAGAAGAAAAUGUAGGAGACGUUAGAGAGUCCAAAAAGCUCCCCCCAAAGCAAACUUAUGGCACCGUAACAGCUAAUUAUGGAAUUGUGAUAAAAGAAUUUGUAAAUCUAAACAAAUUGUCCAAGAAGGACAUUGAACGAAUCAAGACUUCCACAUCCAUGAAUUUUACCAAGAUAAACGAUUAUCCUUUAACUUCCAUUAACUCGGUAUGUUGGAAUCCAAAUCUUGAUUAUCAGCACUGGCUUUUCUCCGGUGGCCAAGCCGGUCUGGCCAGGUUAAUUCAUGUGUCAGGCAUGUCAAAUUUGCAGUGGUGUAGGAAGCUUAGUUGAUGAUCAUAGUUUUUAGGUUUAUUUAAUUCCAAUAUUGUAUAAAGUAUAUAUACUCAAUGUAUUUAUUAGAUGAGAAUCCCAAAAAUAUGAAUUUGGAAAUAGCAAAUGCCAGUUACAAUAUCUAUUUCUAAGCAACGAGCAAAUUUUUUAAAUUUAAAUAUGAAGAAAUUAAUUUUAUAUUUUAAAGUAUUUUUUAAAUACAGUAUGCUACCUCAAUUGUUAAUUUUGGUUUUCCAGAAAUAGAUACAAUCACGUUCGAAUUCUAUAAGCUUAACUGUGAUAUUAAAGAAUGAUUAAACGAAAUUUUGUUAUUUUUGUAUAUUAAUGCAUGUAUGAAAAUCAAUACGCUACAUAAAUAAAUGUAUAUUUAUUUAAUAAUUUAUCCAACAUUUCUGUUAGAUGAAAUUUAUUUUGCAGUUUUUGAAAUAUGGUGCAAUGUUCUGUUGAAAUUUAAAUGUGAACAAUGCGCCAAAUGCAAAUUAACUAAAUUUGCUUGCAUUUUGAAGAAAAAUAUCUGUGAUAAAUUUCCAUUUGACUUAUGCCACUGUAAAGUGAUUCAAAUCUGUUAUCGCUUACCAAUUUAUUACAAAAGUGUUACAUUUUUGGAACUAUGUGUAAAUUAUGACAAAUAAAAAAUUCUUGGAACUGUUUA
This is a messenger RNA of Centruroides sculpturatus (bark scorpion), 2676 nucleotides long. RefSeq names its product general transcription factor 3C polypeptide 2-like. The record is from RefSeq and is a predicted model, not a curated record. The coding region runs from base 168 to 2024 and encodes 618 amino acids. The transcript has 15 exons. Gene Ontology annotation, biological process: transcription by RNA polymerase III. Lineage: Eukaryota; Metazoa; Arthropoda; Arachnida; Scorpiones; Buthidae. Gene Ontology annotation, cellular component: transcription factor TFIIIC complex. Gene Ontology annotation, molecular function: protein binding.